Messenger RNA from Glycine soja, 1403 nucleotides. Its product is annotated as UDP-arabinopyranose mutase 1. The transcript has 4 exons. The coding region runs from base 63 to 1169 and encodes 368 amino acids. Gene Ontology annotation, molecular function: UDP-arabinopyranose mutase activity. Lineage: Eukaryota; Viridiplantae; Streptophyta; Magnoliopsida; Fabales; Fabaceae. Gene Ontology annotation, biological process: plant-type cell wall biogenesis; UDP-L-arabinose metabolic process. The record is from RefSeq and is a predicted model, not a curated record. Gene Ontology annotation, cellular component: Golgi apparatus; cytosol.
CUCAUACCUUCCGCGGCCAAACAGAGCAAAAACCCAACACACCACACUCUUGCAAUCAAUCAAUGGCGGAACCUUCCUCCUCGAAGCCCGCCGUCCCUCUCCUGAAGGACGAGCUGGACAUCGUGAUCCCGACGAUCCGCAACCUCGACUUCCUCGAGAUGUGGCGGCCCUUCUUCGAGCCCUAUCACCUCAUCAUCGUGCAGGACGGAGACCCCAAUAGGACCAUCAAAGUUCCCGAUGGGUUCGAUUACGAACUCUACAACCGCAACGACAUCAACAGGAUCUUGGGUCCCAAGGCCUCCUGCAUCUCGUUUAAGGAUUCUGCUUGUCGCUGCUUUGGGUACAUGGUGUCUAAGAAGAAGUACAUCUACACCAUCGACGACGACUGCUUCGUUGCUAAAGAUCCUUCUGGAAAGGACAUCAAUGCACUUGAGCAGCACAUUAAGAAUCUCCUAUGUCCAUCCACACCAUUUUUCUUCAACACCCUUUAUGAUCCUUACAGAGCUGGUGCUGAUUUUGUCCGUGGAUACCCUUUUAGUCUUCGUGAAGGUGCCCCAACUGCUGUUUCUCAUGGCCUGUGGCUUAACAUACCUGAUUAUGAUGCUCCAACACAGCUUGUCAAACCCCUCGAGAGGAACACCAGGUAUGUUGAUGCUGUUCUUACCAUUCCCAAAGGAACAUUGUUCCCCAUGUGUGGUAUGAAUCUGGCAUUCGAUCGUCAGCUGAUUGGACCUGCAAUGUAUUUUGGACUCAUGGGUGAUGGUCAACCUAUAGGACGAUACGAUGAUAUGUGGGCUGGAUGGUGUGUUAAGGUUAUCUGUGACCAUUUGGGCUUGGGAGUGAAGACUGGCCUUCCAUACAUCUGGCACAGCAAAGCAAGCAAUCCUUUUGUGAAUCUCAAAAAGGAGUACAAGGGCAUUUUCUGGCAAGAAGAGAUCAUUCCAUUCUUCCAAAGUGCCACCAUUCCAAAAGAAUGCACUUCUGUCCAAAAAUGCUACAUUGAACUCUCCAAGCAAGUCAAAGAGAAGCUUGGGGCUGUUGAUCCCUACUUCACCAAGCUUGCAGAUGCCAUGGUGACUUGGAUUGAAGCUUGGGAUGAGCUUAACAGCACCACAUCCGAAGAAGCUUCUUCCAAGUCAGCCAAUGGUGGUGCUGCUGCUACCAAGUGAACCUUUUAUGGUUGCGGACUUUAGUUUUCAAAUCAGAGUAAUUUUGUUAUCAUAUUUUUUUUAUAAUGCAAGAUUAUAGACCAAUUUAUUGAUUUUGAUAUCAUCAUUAUUACUAUUUAUAUUAUAAAUAUCAUUAAUGUAUUUCAGGAUAAUUUUUUUCGAUAUUGUGAAUUUGUGAUUGGAACCUUAGAAAUUUAAUUCUGCUUAGUGGAUGAGUUUUCCUGUUUAUACUAA